Messenger RNA from Spodoptera frugiperda (fall armyworm), 1308 nucleotides. RefSeq names its product carbonyl reductase [NADPH] 3. The transcript has 3 exons. The record is from RefSeq and is a predicted model, not a curated record. The coding region runs from base 272 to 1117 and encodes 281 amino acids. Lineage: Eukaryota; Metazoa; Arthropoda; Insecta; Lepidoptera; Noctuidae. Gene Ontology annotation, molecular function: carbonyl reductase (NADPH) activity.
ACCUAAAUCAAAAUUAUUUUAUCGUAGAUUGACCGGGGAUUAGUGAAUUGUUAUCUUAUAAGACGGAUAGUAUAAUUAAUUACGCAAAUUCAACAUAUUGUUGCUAAGUAGGUAAUUGAUGAAUGAGUGUAGACCGGAAUUUACAUAAUAAUUACUUUUAUAAUCAUCAAUUUACUUUUCAUUGUUUUUUUUUUGUUCAACAUUGACAUUGCACAGACUAUAUCACAUAAGGUGUUUUCGAAAUUCUUCAUUCAGCCAGAGUAACAAGAAAAUGUCCGUGAACAAGGUAGCAGUAGUUACCGGAGCAAAUAAAGGACUUGGGUACUCCAUCGUCAAAAAACUUUGUGAGAAGUAUAGCGGGAAGGUUUAUCUAACUUCGAGAGAUGAACGCAGAGGAGAAACAGCGUGUGAUGAGUUGAAGAAAUUAGGACUCAAUCCAUCCUUUCAUCAAUUAGACGUCAGUGAUAAGGAGAGUGUAAACAAUUUUGUGAAACACAUUCGUGAACAAAACGAAGAAGUCGAAAUAUUGAUAAACAAUGCUGGAAUUCUAUUUUUGAAAGACGCGCCGGAACCAAAGACUUUUCAAGCGGAACAAACUGUUUUCGUAAAUUUCACCGCAUUGGUCGAUUUUACGGAAGCCAUCUUGCCAUUUGUGAAAAAUGGCGGGAGAAUCGUGAAUAUUACCAGUUCUUCUGGUCAUUUGUGUAGAAUACCUUCUGAAGAAUUGAGGAGGAAAUUCCAGUCAGAAACGCUGACAUUAGAAGAAUUGAAGACUUUGGUCAAUAAUUAUGUUGAAGAUGUGAAACAGGAUCAAGAAAUCAAAGAAUGGGGUGAUUCUCCAUACGUGGUUUCAAAAGUUGCAGUGAAUGCCUACACGUUUAUGCUACAUCGUAGAUUAGCUCCAAAAGGUAUCACUGUGAACUGCGUUCAUCCAGGAUAUGUGAUGUCUGACAUGACGCGCGGUGGCGGGUCAAUCACCCCGGACGACGCGGCCGACGUGCCAGUCCGAUUGGCCUUGACCCCGUGGGGCGCCGGCCUAUAUGUCUGGCACAACGGUACCGUGGUGCCAUGGGACGGGCCAGACCCUCGCGCUUAUAUUGAUGGACGAAAAGUAUAGUUAAAAAAAUUGGUAUGAAUAUACUUUCUCUUUAGUUCACACCUGCCGAUGAGUCAGUACUAAAAGUGUUUGACAGUGUCUUAUUUUUAUCGCACACCUGUUACUUGUCUUUAUUUUUAUCCAAUGCAUCUCUUCAGUGCCUUGUUUGUGAUAAAAAGAUAAGGAUUGUCAUUAAAAGAAUGAAUGUAUAA